Molecule: messenger RNA, 4835 nt
Organism: Sus scrofa (pig)
Lineage: Eukaryota; Metazoa; Chordata; Mammalia; Artiodactyla; Suidae
Gene: SPDEF
Product: SAM pointed domain containing ETS transcription factor
Biological process (GO): cell differentiation; regulation of transcription by RNA polymerase II
Cellular component (GO): nucleus
Molecular function (GO): DNA-binding transcription factor activity, RNA polymerase II-specific; sequence-specific DNA binding
Source: RefSeq, a predicted model, not a curated record
CUAGCCUGGGAACCUCCAUAUGCUGUGGGUGCAGCCCUAAAAAGCAAAAAAAAAAAAAUCUACCUGGCAGGGUUAUGUGGGGAGUAAGAUGACGUGGCAUGGGGUUAGCGGUCUCCGAGGCCCUGGAACAGGGUGUCUAUGUUUGCAGAGCACUUUCACCACAUUAUCUCACCCCUCACACAGCUCUGGCAGGUGGGGAGGGGGUCCCACAUGUUCCCAGCCAAAGUCACAAAGCCGGAGGGCGGAGAACUGGGAUGUGUAUUUGGAUCAAAUCCUGAGCUGGUGAAAUCACACCAUAUGCUCGAUGGAUCAAGGUGCUGUGGUGGGGGUGGGGGGAGUGUCACCCAGUCUCCAAACCAGCCCUCUCUUCCCCUGGGGCCCACCGGAGUUGCCCCAGGUGGGCACCAAAACUGCCUUGAGCUCACCACUGACAUCUACCCCAAGCAGCCUCUUAGCAUCUUAGCCCAUGUGAGCCACAGCUGAGCAGAUGGGGAGUCCUCUCCUUGCUACCUCUUGGAGCUUUAUUUCCUUACUCCAGGCCUGGGUGGGUAGAAUCACUGUCCACACUCAGCACAGUUUAGCCUGUUCCACAGAUUCAGGCUCACCUAUUCUUGGGGACACCUAUGAAGUGCUCUUUUGGGCCCAAAGUUGUACCAGCAUUCAAGGGGCAGCCUUCCCAAGGUCAAGAUUUUCUGUGUAAUGAGCAGGCCCUUUCCCAAUGCCACCCAGCCUUGAAAUAUCCUCUCUGGCUGCAACAGUAUUCUACUUCAUCUAUCUACCCAUCUUCUGGUCUAUUUCAGAUAGAAUUAGGCUUGGCUUUGAAUAAUAAAGACCCCACUUAACAAAAGCCAAAGGUCUGUUUCUCUCAUAAAAUCCUGAGGCAGAGAGUCCAAAGCCAGUAUGGAGGUUUUAUGCAGUCCUCAGAGACCUAUGCACUUUCCAGCUCACUGCUCCACUGUCUUGUCCUCAUAAUCCAAAAUUGCAGCCGAAAAUCCAGCCAUCACAGCUGCAUCCCAGGCAGUAAGAUUGAGGAAGGAUAAAGAAGAAGGAGGCAAAUGAUAUAUGCUAGUUUACUUUUUUUUUGGCCAUACCUGCAGCAUAUAGAAGUUCUCAGGCCAGGGAUAGAACCCACACAACAGCAGCGACCCGAGCUACCCCAGUGACAAUGUCAGAUCCUUAACCCCUGCUGUGCCACAAGAGAACUCCACUGGUAGUUUACUUUUGAAAAAGAUUCCCAGAAAAUGGCACAUCUAUUUGGUCACAUAGCCACGUCUAACCGCAAGGGAGCCUGGAAUAGUCUUAAUUCCAGGUAGCCAGUUCCCAGGUAGAAAUCAGGAACUUGUUUGCUGAGGAAAAAAAGAGAAUGGACAGUGGAAGUAACUAUCUCUGACACCCCAUCCAUUCAAUAAGCAUUUAUUGGAUACUCCUUGCACUUACCUACAAUACUUGUGUAUUUUUUAAAAGAAUUUAUUCUAGUUGAUUUACAAUGUUCUGCCAAUUUCUGCUGUACAGCAAGGUGACCCAGUUAUACAUAUACAUACAUUCUUCUUGUCAUAUUAUCUUCCAUCGUGGUCUAUCACAAGUGACUGGAUAUAGUUCCCUGUGCUGUACAGCAGGACCUCAUAGCUUAUCCAUUCUAAAUGCAGUCGUUUGCACCUACUAACCCCAAACUCCCCGUCCAUCCCACUCUUUAUGUACUUUUAAUAUGACUAAUACUUUUCCAUCUCAUGAGCAAUGAGCAGUGCCUGGCAUAUAGUGAGUGCUUAGUGGCCAUUAUUAUUACUGCAUCGAAGUGCUGAUGAAACACAAGCUUCUGUGAGAGCAGAGGGGCGUCUCUCCUGGGAGGGCAGGAGCCUUUCUUUUUAUUGAUCCCGAAGGCCUUGGAUGGUCAGCUGCAGCAUGUUACAACCAUGCAUUACCUCCCACCUCUAUCCCAUCCUACCUCGACCUUCUCUGGGGAACUGCUCACAGCUCAUCCUUACCAAGGUGCCAGUGACAACAGUUGAGCACAAGGCUCCCCAGGGUGAAAAAUGCAACUGUGUGUUAGAGAAUUUGGGCAUGAAAUUUGGGCAUCUUCCUGAAGCCCUAGAAUACUCGUGCUGUAGACAGUCUGGAAAUUACUUCUAAAAUGAGAAAAUAACCAUUAACAGUACCUAAAACACCUCUGUGUGAAAGAAUGGAGGUAGCAGGUGCUCAGUGCCCAUCCAUGGGGAUCCAGAGGAGGGAGGAGCCAGUCCCUGCCCUCUGGGGCCAUCCCUCAGGCCACCGGGCUGGAUGAGGAGAAGCUGAGGGCUCGGCUAGGUGGCCUCAGGUGGACUCAUGAAGGUGGAAGAGCCUCAGCGUGGGUGCCUCCUGCCUCCACCUUUCAGAAAGAGCAAGCUGCUGCUGGCUGACCACCACUCUAGGCCUGGAAAUCACGUGACCAGUCCUUCCUGAGCACCCCCGGAUGACAGGUCUGUGCCUGGCCCUGUGGGGUUCAGAGAGCAUGGGGUGGGGGGCCUGUGAGCCUCAGGUCCCUUUUCCCAGGGUUCUGAGAAAACUUCAUCCCUGACCUGGGGAACCAGGCAGAACCUCCUCCAGGAAGCCCUCUCUGACUUCCCUUGCUGGUGCCCCCACCUCAGUGGUCUCCCACAGUCCUCUGUUGGGCUUUUUCCAAUGCUACCCACUCAUCUGCCACACCCUUGGCUGAUCCCUCUGGAUCCCUGUGUCUUUGCACCUAAGAUGAGCUCAGCAGCUAUGCAUCAACUAAUGAAUGAGCGAUGAGUGAAUGAGUGAGUGAGUGAGUUCCCUGUCUGCAGGGUGUGGAUCCCCAGCGAGAGAAGGGGAGGCCUGCAAGGGUUAACCAGGAGCCCGCCUGUGGUCUGAGGUAAGCAGGGAGGGUAUUUGUUCAGGUAAAUAAGGAAGGAUUACUUAUAAUGGGAAAUCAGGCCCCAGCCAACUCUUCAUCUCGCACUGCCGCCUUCCUCCCAGCACAUUCCUGUACUCUGCCUGGUUCACACUGCGCCAGAGACCCAGCCCCCUGAGCCCACCUUGGCCUCCCUCGUAAGCCCCUCUGGCUGGGUCUUGCCGCCGUGCCAGCAGGUGGCCCUGGGCUGGGGGCAGGGGGGCUCCCUAUACGGGGCACGCAGCCCUGAGACCUCAGAGAGCUACCCCUAGAGGGUGGCCAGGCCCCCGGCGGCCCCCCCAAGUGCCACCUCUGCCCCCCGCCCUGCUGGCUCCUGGUACCACUGGCCCCCCAGAUGCCUGGCUGAGACCCAGCGGUGGCCCAAGUUGCCCACGCCUCUUCCUGGCCCCCAAGGUUGGCACUGCAGCAGACAACUCCUUGGGCACCAGGCAGCUAACAGACGCAGCCGCCAGCCCGCACAGCAGCAGCAUGGGCAGCGCCAGCCCAGGCCUGAGCAGUGGGCCCCCCAGCCGCCUCCUGCUGCCCCCUGACGCCGUGUUGCGGACUGGCCCGGAGAAGGGGGCGGCGGGGCCGGCGGGGCCGGAGAGACGGGACUGGAGCCCCAGCCCCCCUGCCACCCCCGAGCAGGGCCUGUCCGCCUUCUACCUCUCCUACUUCGACAUGCUGUACCCUGAGGACGGCGGCUGGGCGGCCAAGGGCCCUGGGGCCAGCACUCGGGAGGAGCCGCCUGACGAGCCCGAGCAGUGCCCAGUCAUCGACAGCCAGGCCCCAGGGGGCAGCCUGGACUUGGCACCCAGCGGGCUGACCCUGGAGGAGCACUCACUGGAGCAGGUGCAGUCCAUGGUGGUGGGUGAGGUGCUCAAGGACAUCGAGACGGCCUGCAAGCUGCUCAACAUCACGGCGGACCCUGUGGACUGGAGCCCCAGCAACGUGCAGAAGUGGCUCCUGUGGACGGAGCACCAGUACCGGCUGCCCCCCGUGGGCAAGGCCUUCCAGGAGCUGGGGGGCAAGGAGCUGUGUGCCAUGUCGGAGGAACAGUUCCGCCAGCGCUCGCCCCUGGGCGGAGAUGUGCUGCACGCCCACCUGGACAUCUGGAAAUCAGCGGCCUGGAUGAAAGAGAGGGCGUCCCCAGGAGCCAUUCACUACUGCGCCUCAACCAGCGAGGAGAGCUGGGCCGACAGCGAGGUGGAUUCAUCCUGCUCCGGGCAGCCCAUUCACCUGUGGCAGUUCCUGAAGGAGCUACUGCUGAAGCCCCACAGCUACGGCCGCUUCAUCAGGUGGCUCAACAAGGAGAAAGGCAUCUUCAAAAUUGAGGACUCGGCGCAGGUGGCCCGGCUGUGGGGCAUCCGCAAGAACCGUCCUGCCAUGAACUACGACAAGCUGAGCCGCUCCAUCCGCCAGUAUUAUAGGAAAGGCAUCAUCCGGAAGCCGGACAUCUCCCAGCGCCUGGUCUACCAGUUUGUGCAGCCCAUCUGAGGCUGCCGUCGGGCCCGGGCCCACACUCGCCCUUGCCAGGGCCCCCUCCUGCCUGCCCUGCCUUGGCCAGACCCUGAGCUGGGGGACAGGGCAAUUCACUGGCAUCUGGAGUUCAGAGUCAGAGUGGGAUGGUCCCCUGCACCCAGGGGGGCAAGUGAGCUUUCUGGGGCCUGAGGGACCCCAGGUGUGGGUGCUCCUGUGCAGUCCCCUGGAAGACAGAGGGGACCAGGGCUGUCCUCGGUGUUCAUGGUUCCCCAAGGAAGACCCUCCCUCCACCCCAGUCUCUGACCCAGAAUUUCCAGAGCAGAGCCAACAGAAUGGCGGUGACUUAGCCAAGUGCUCUUGGCCACCCAUUCUGCCCCGUGCCUGGCAUGGUGCUGGCGGACGUCUGCACCCCUGAGUUGGAAAGCCAGGGGCACUCUGGGAACGGAUAAUAAAGAUACUAGAGAACUGA